AUGUUUAAGCCUGUGAAAGGCCCUAAAGAGGGUCGAUCACCUCCAGGCUUACUAUACUCUGGAAACACGCAUGGACGCUUUUCAAAUCGCCAAAUUUCUCUGGCUCUUAUUGUAGCAGUAUGUUUAUUCAUGGGCUACUUUGUAUACAGUUCAGAUGGAGGCACAAUUUCUUCAGUUCCGACGACAGUAUCAGCAGGUAAACCUGGGUCUGGCGGUCUUGGCGAUGCCAUUCUAAACGAAAACAUUCGUGCACCCCCUGCUGAUUCAAAUGUCCAUGAGAUCAACGCUGAGAGAGGUGCAACCAACGAGAAGUCCAAAUACAGGACGUCCGAGGAUCCAUAUUCGGACGAUAAGCAGAAGGAUCAUGAUUUCAAGCCAAUCAAGGAGCCGCUUGAUCAAGUAUAUCAACAGCCAGCCAAGGUACCGUCGAUCGAUGAUAUUGAGAAACAGAAGCAGGACACUGAAGAGGAUCACGAUGCCCCUGGCAAGCCGAAAGGAUGGCGACCUCAGGAUAACGCGAAAUCGAGUCAAUUCAAGUCCGACAAGUCGGCGCCAGCACCACCUCGUGAGAAGUGGUCUGACAGACCUGAAUUCGAAAAGUCUCUCACGAAAGUACUGUCUUUGUUACCUGAUGAAGUACAUAUGCGUGAGUUGAUUCGACCAGUCGAAGGCUCAGGCAAGGAGAAAAUGCGUGAGAUGGGCUUGAGGACCCGGGCCUACAGGAAGUACUUCGAGGCCUGGGAAGCGCUCCACAUGACAACAGACUCGGAAGGUGCCACAUACAUACGAGACGACGUGAUACCUUACAUGCGGAGUCACCAACAAUCACUUGAAACUAGUGAAUUCUCUGAUGAAGGUGUUGAUGGCUUAAAUCUUGCCACAACCAUCCGCCAAUACGAGGCCUACAGAGUUUUCAUGGUGAAAUUCGCACAUUUACUCUUUCCUUGGACUGCGCCAUAUUUUGCCGACCAUAUGACUCUUCAUGCUUCGAUCAAGAAAGGUGGAAGGGGUAUUGUUCUGACUGCUGGUGAUGAUCAGGCUCCCUACCUCCUGACUACGAUCUACUCUUUCCGACAAUUGGGCUGCACCUUACCGAUCGAAGUCAUGUACUUGGGUGACCAGGAUCUAGGAGAGGAUUAUCGGGCUGAACUUGAGGCGCUCCCAGGUGUGAUCACGCGAGAUAUUGCUCAGAUGACCAACGAUGCAGGCUGGGCACUCAAGGGUUGGGCUGCGAAGCCAUUCGCAAUUCUGCUUUCCAGCUUCCGAGAAGUCAUCUUUAUUGAUGCCGACUCUCUCUUCUUCAGGAACCCAGAAGAUCUUUUCGAGGAGCGCGACUACAAAAGAACUGGUGCAUUGUUCUUCAGGGAUCGACUGAUCAUGCCUGAGAACAAGAAGCGAUGGCUGCAACAAGUCCUGCCCAAGCCUAUUCCAAAACUGGCCAAAGAGUCGCGAAUGUGGACCGGAGAGUCAGGUCAUAUGCAGGAAUCAGGUGUGGUGGUAGUCGACAAGUGGAAGCAUUUCAUUGCAAUGAUGUUGAUUACGAGGUUUAACGGACCGGAUCGUGACGGCAACAAGGAGAAGGGUAUUACUGGAGUGUAUGAUAUGAUGUAUGGUGAUAAAGAGACCUUCUGGAUCGGCUUCUUACUUGCUGGUGACGAGAACUAUGCGUUCCACAAAGGUGAUGCAGGUAUCAUGGGAGAGCUAGGCGACCACCGUAAAGAGCUCAAGAAGAGCAAGCGAGAUGAACCUCAUGAUGAGCAGGACGAGCACAAGGACGAGCACGAUGACCAUAAAGAUGAGGGCGAGAAGAAAAAGACUUCGGAUGAGACAUCGAAAGCCGAAGGCAAAUCAGAGGAAGUAGAAGCGUCCUCAUCGUCAGAUGAUCAGGAGGUUUUGUUGGAGACUCACGAAGAGCCCACGAACUAUACAAUCUGCGCGCCACAAUUGCUCCAUUUGGACGAAGCAGGAAAGCCAUAUUGGUUCAAUGGUUGGCUUCUACACAACAAAUUUGCUGACAAACACAAGAAAAGGUUCGCCAAGUUCGACUACUACCUCAUUGAACCAAAGGAAGUCCGAGAACCUGGUGCGUGGCAGCUGGCGGAAAGUAAUAUGUGUUGCCUGACUACGGAUGCUGACAAGAUGUUCGAGUUCUCGACUAAAGAGAAGGACAUUAUGAAGAUGAUCAUGGAAAGAGCAAAGGAGAUGGGUAUGGGAGACCAAACAUAA
Molecule: messenger RNA, 2226 nt
Organism: Lithohypha guttulata
Lineage: Eukaryota; Fungi; Ascomycota; Eurotiomycetes; Chaetothyriales; Trichomeriaceae
Exons: 1
Coding region: 1-2226 (741 amino acids)
Biological process (GO): protein O-linked glycosylation
Cellular component (GO): Golgi apparatus
Molecular function (GO): alpha-1,3-mannosyltransferase activity
Source: RefSeq, a predicted model, not a curated record